AUCAUCCGUUUUUUCAACAGUUCAACGUUGUCCGUCGUUGAAGUUGUUUUGUGCGUUUAUGUUGCAGAAUUCGAAACGGUUACGGAUCUGCGAUCGUGUUCUACUACCGUGAGACUGGUGGUGUUGGAAAAUAAGGUGCCUGUGGCUGUAUCGUAGUGAAAUUUGUAUAGUUCAUAAGCAGAAUAGUCAUAAUUCUUGCGUACGUGAAGAACAGUUCAACGAUAGUGGUUCCUGAAGCAGAAAAAAAUAUUCAAUUGAGCUAAGCUUGGACUUGGGCAGUCUCGACGCGGCAUCAACAUUCCAUUUUCGCUUAUGACUGGCAAUCGUCAUCUGCAGCUAUGCGAUUGGCGUAUAUCACAAUGAACUGCAGAGGAUGACGUCACGACGUUCAGACGAAAGCCGGUUGUAGCAGAGUUACUACGGGGAAAACAUACGCCACAAGAAACGUAAAAAUAACAACAACAACAACAACCACAAUAGCAACGAAGUUUGUAGAGAUUGACAUAAUUUAUGGGACGGACGGGUGGACCGGACGGUGAUUGUGUCCUGUAGUAUAUUGGUGUGUUCAUGAAAAGCCCAUAGAAGUGCUGUUAGAGAUAAGCGAUAUAAUCAUAGUCAAGUGUUCAUGGCAGAAUUGUACGAUCGGGUUGCUUAGAAAACAGUGCAUCAUUGUAAUCAGUACGCUCUCAGUUGAAAGGGCAUAAGAAGAAGAUAUUACCUCACUCAUCCUCACACUCUUCGAUUCUUUUCACGCACACAUCUCCGAAAGCAACGUCCAAAUAAUAGAGAGAGUUAAAUCUGUUAGCAAAGUGAAACCAAAUACAAACCAGUGAUUAAUUGGUCUACUUCCGGUUCGGAAGUAGUGUCUAAUAGUGACUGAUAACGAAUACAAUACUCAACAGUACGAUGUCCAAAAAACCAACCGUCGGACCGGCGUUGCACAAAGUCAUCAUGGUUGGCAGUGGUGGCGUUGGAAAGUCGGCACUCACACUGCAAUUCAUGUAUGAUGAAUUUGUGGAAGAUUAUGAACCAACCAAGGCGGACAGCUACAGGAAAAAGGUGGUCCUAGACGGUGAAGAAGUACAGAUCGAUAUUCUGGACACGGCGGGCCAGGAGGACUACGCUGCUAUUCGUGACAACUACUUCCGUAGCGGUGAAGGGUUCCUGUGCGUUUUUUCAAUCACCGAAGACGAUAGUUUUCAGGCAACGCAGGAGUUUCGAGAGCAAAUAUUGCGCGUGAAGAACGAUGAGAAUAUUCCGUUUCUACUGGUCGGCAAUAAGUGUGACCUGAACGACAAACGAAAAGUGCCACUAGCCGAAUGUCAGGCUCGUGCACAGCAGUGGGGUGUGCCAUACGUCGAAACGUCGGCGAAGACACGGGAAAAUGUCGAUAAGGUGUUCUUUGAUUUAAUGCGCGAGAUACGCUCACGAAAAACGGAAGAUUCCAAGACGACCAACGGACGCGCCAAAGACAAAUCGAAACGGAGGAAAAUUAAGUGCACGUUGAUUUAGAAAUUUCGCGAUAAGGGAGCACAGAAACGAGAACAAACACAAACCUUACUACACAUACACGGACACAAAGCAUUCAUUCGAAAUAAUUCUCGAUUUUAAUAUCUCUUUUUAUUACGUUAAAACUGCAUCAUGGAAUACUAAUAAACAAGUGACUCAAGAGUCAUUACGAAUGGAUGAUGAUAUCAGUAAAAUAAGUCGGUUAUAAAAAAAACAGAAUAAUACUAAUUAUAUGUUAGAGAUGAUGCUACCCGAGUAUUGAUCAAAUCCUGAGAUCAAAUUCAACACGUGCGAAAUGAUAAAAAUAAAAUCAUGUAAAUUAAGCUAAACAUUUAAAUGUACAAUAUUUGCUUCCGCUAAAUGCAUUAUUACAUUUUUCGUUUCAUUCAUUUUCAACGUUGUAAAUUGUGUUCUGUUGCAUCUUUCUUCACGUAACCUCGCCAUGAAUAUUGUUGGAAAUUGAAUCAGUUGUCAAGCUGCUACACGCUUCUAGAAAAGCUCAUAAAUUAAGCUGCACAUGUCGCAGAGUUUUGAGUGUGUUCAAUGAGUGCCACCGAACUGUUUUUGUUUUUCGAAUAUUCAUCGGACGUUUGAUUUUGUAUACACUUUUUUUAUCUUUUGCAUUUUGGACCUACAUAACGAUGAUGGUGUCAAUUUGGGUUAUCGAUUCGUAACGACGAAAACAGAUUUUCUACGACCUAAUUCGGGAUAUUUCUAAUCGCAAGAAGAAAACUCAAGAAGCGGUCCAACAGCCCAAACGUGACAAACAUCACUGCUGCCAACUGCUGUAGAGAUCAUCAAAGUCAAGCUUGAACUUGGCAUGCCUGUUACGAUUAGAUGUGAUGCCGAAUAGAAACUCACAGGCACAUUACUUUGACGAGGGUGUUCUAUGUGUUUAAUAUAAAUCCAAGCACUGAUCAGCAUUUUUCUUUCUAUGUCAGUUAAUUUAAAAUAAUUGUUGUUUAAACUUGCAACUAGUUAUUUCAUGUUCGGUUGCUUAUAAUGCUUCAAUUUUAUGUUACACGGAAAUGAUAUUUGGAAUAGUUUACCUACGGUGGUGUCACGUUAUUCUAAUAUAAGCUGGUCCAUUAUCAUCACAAGGCAGAGUAAAGAGAAGAUUGAAACAGAAUACAUCAAGAGAGUUGUGGUUUUACCAAGCAGACCAAAAUCAACAAGUCUGAAGCUGACUCAGAACAGUUUCAAAUAAACUUCAUGAACAUUUAAAAA
Messenger RNA from Malaya genurostris, 2736 nucleotides. RefSeq names its product ras-related protein Ral-a (gene Rala). NCBI's taxonomy places the organism in Eukaryota, Metazoa, Arthropoda, Insecta, Diptera, Culicidae. The record is from RefSeq and is a predicted model, not a curated record. Bases 907 to 1512 code for a protein of 201 amino acids. The transcript is spliced from 5 exons. Gene Ontology annotation, biological process: Ras protein signal transduction. Gene Ontology annotation, cellular component: plasma membrane. Gene Ontology annotation, molecular function: GTP binding; GDP binding; GTPase activity.